CUACAAGCGCAAGCGGGUAUCAUCAUUGUAACUCCCCCUUCAGUAUUCUGGCCAAUCCUAUAUUAUAGAUACACUGCAAAUGCCAUGGCUCAAGAAGCAUUCCAUGACGAGGAAGAGGAUCCCAUAACAGUAGAGGAGGAAGAGGGUAAACUCAAAGCAGAAGAAUUGGUCCCCUUGUCUGCCAAUGGAUCUGCAUCCAACGGUACCACCCCACGGUCGGUAAUCCCGUUGGAAAUUGAAGGGUGCACUGAUGCCGGUAGUGAAGCAAGGGUAUCGUUGUCCAAAUGUGCCAAAGUUGCUCUAUUCUCAGUUGGAGUAAUCUCUUUGGCAGUUCCUCUUGCCGUUGCACUAUUGUAUUAUCGAAAUUCGGAACAAGAGGUGCCAUUGGCCAUUAAUGCUCCAUCCCAACAAGAUGCCAUUGCUUCCGCUGAGAGGCUCCCUGAGGUUGUGAAAGGUGCUAAAGAAGAGGAUGUUGUAGGCUGGGUUCCCAAUCCACACGACUUUGCCCUUUGUCGAGCCAACAACACAGUCCUAGCUCGAGAGACGUCUACCGAGUAUGUGUCGGAGGAUGCUCAAGCGCAGGUGAUGCACCAACUGCCAACUCCGUGGCAACGAGCAUGGUCGUUGCGUCCACAAGAUUUUGAGCCCAAACACGGUGGCCAGAACUGCUCUUCUGUAGACGAACUACUACAAGCCAUUCAAUUGGGACAUCGGACCUUUGACGACGAGCAUGAUGACAUGCUCUAUUACUACGACAAUGCUACCCUGGAUACAUGGAUCAAACGAGAAAAAACGGCAUCCACAUUUGUUCCGUACGGCUGCGAUAUCCCAGUCUUGUCCAGUGAGGAGAUUUGUGAGAUUCUGAAUAUGUUCAACUCCAUCAUUGUCAUUGGUGAUUCGUUGGUCAGACAUGUCCAAGCUGGAUUGUUGGUGGGACUUACCAACAACUUUGUCUCCGGAUCCUUAUUGGGAUCCGACAGUCAGGAUGCCCUCGAAAACUGUCGAUGCGAUGGUUUGCUCAGUGAACAUAUUCUGUGUCGGACACAUUUGGGGAGCAAUUUCUCCGAACUGCAGCCUUUUCAGGCAUGUCCCAACCUACGCACAUCGGAUCGAGUGGCUCGACGAUCCAUCUUCCAAGAACGAUUUACCUGGAUCUCCAAUCACCAUACUCUUGCCACUCACAUGGACUCUGCUUGGUUUGAUCACUGCUGGGAAGUCGACCAAAAUGGAGAUCCUGUCCCUUUUCUCUCCGAUGGCAAGCAGAACAAAGGAAUGCUCCUGUUAUUCGAGGGAGGCUUGCACCAUCACCUGGAUCCACAGUCGUUCAUCAAACAAAUUCUGGCUCAGUUCUUCAACGAGCAACACGUUCGGCUCUGUUCCGAGGCUCACAAGUUGUACGUCAUUUGGCAGCGGAUCGGGUCCCAGUCUCCCCUCUACGACAGCUUAUUCCCGUUCCAAGCACAAGACCGUGCCAAAUAUUUCAAUGACGAGGUGGACGAGUGGAUUUAUCAUGUCUCCAACCAUACAAUCAUUCAAAUGGAUACAGUCAACAUGACCCGAGGAGCGCAAAAGAGCGACGGAGCUCACUUUUUGCUAAACGUCAACUUUUUCAAAGCACAAUAUCUGCUCCAGAUUGCCAAGAAAAUGAAGGAGGAAGAUCGAUUUGUGAUCCUGAAUUGAUAGAGGGCUGGCUAUACAACGAACAGCCACUUUGCUGAGAGAACUUUUCUGGCUGACUGGGGCCAAUCUGCUUAUGUCACUACCGCACCAUCAACUGUAAAAGUUCUCUGAUGGUUGUAGCUGAGUGUUAGGCAAAGAAGAUAUGGAAUUCGGGACUUGGUUCCAUGGGAUCAGGGGCGACCAACUCUGGGCCAACAUGGGGGCCAAAGGGCUUGACUUUGGAUCCACGGAGACGUAAGUGAGUGGCUUUGGCAAGGGCAAUCAAUCCUCUGAGUAAUUACUUGGCAAGGUAAACCCCAGUGUCGUCACAACAACUGGUUUAGCAAUCGGCCGCACACUCCUAAGGGAAGUUCUGGCUUCCAUAGGUAGCUUCCCGACUCUACCCCCUUUCCUGUGGAUUGAAAGCUAAGGGCGUUUGUAGCUACUGUAUACUUCACCCUCGCGCAACUGCGACCAUUGCAUGUUGCUGUACCCGUACCAUACGAACGAUGGGACAGCGCCUCUCAAACAACAAUUCGUCAACCAAUCACGGACAAAGCUACAGCACUAAACGUGGCAACAUUGAAAUAGCUACUAUAGUAUUAUUAUAUUUGUGAACAAAC
Molecule: messenger RNA, 2282 nt
Organism: Seminavis robusta
Lineage: Eukaryota; Bacillariophyta; Bacillariophyceae; Naviculales; Naviculaceae
Source: the annotation of a GenBank genome assembly